AUGCUCAACAAGACCGCGGCGAGCGGCAAGGGUCAAUUCGGUGACCUCACCGACGACCUCCUCCGGCACGUGCUGUCCUUUCUGCCUGCGGCUGAUGCUCUGCAGACUUGCGUGCUCGACACCCGGUGGCGCGACCUCUGGAGGCGCACCACCGACCUCCUCCUAGUCUUUGAUGAGACCAGUUUCCCGAGCUCCGGGCGUUUCAAACAGCUGGUGAAACUCUUCAUCCACCUCCGGGGAAACUCACCUCUCGACAAGUGCAAGAUCGUUGCCUGUGUUGAUGAUGAGGAGGGGUGCACAUACACAAACACCAUGCUGUUGAUCAAGUACGCUCUAAAGUGCCAAGUUAAGGAGCUCCUACUCAGUGUUGCUGUUGAAGAUGAUGACACUGUGUACGACCCAAUAAUACUUGAUGCGCCUCUCAUCUCCCAGCACUUGAAGCUCUUACACCUCGAACAGGUUAACCUGAAAUUCUCCGCUCUGAAUUUCUCGCGCUGCCCGGUAUUAGAGGAUCUAAAGAUGCAACGUUGCGGCAUUGAUGGACGCAGGAUAUCUUCCAAAUCACUAAAGCGUUUGUGCAUUUCCGACUUCUGUUACUUCCCUGAGGAUUUCCACGUUCGGAUAUUUGCCCCGGGUCUUAUCUCUUUGCAACUUGAUGGUUUUAAUGGCUUGACCCCUUCCCUUGAAUACAUGCCAUUUCUAGAAAUAGCUUAUGUUGGGCUUCGCGAUGAAUGCUAUGAUUUCUGUCGUAGUAACCGGCAGGAUUGUGAGUUUGAUGACUGUGGCUGUCAUGCUUAUCCCGUUGGCGAAGGUGUGCUUCUCCAUGGUUUGUCCAAUGCUGUGAAUUUGGAGUUGAUUGCUGAUCAUGGAUCUGAAAGGUUUAUCUACACAUGGGAUUUAAAAUGCUGCCCCAUAUUCGACAAACUGAAGACUCUAUUACUCAGUGAGUGGUUUACAACUGUUGACUUGGUGUGCAUUCUCCAACACUCUCCAAUUCUUGAGAUGCUCACUCUUCAGCUGGAUAACACUAAGAAACUCGUUAGAGCAACAGGAGCCCAAGAAAUGAUCGACCAAUCAUUUGUGUGCUUGCACCUUAAGGUUGUCAACAUUGAAUGUAGAAAGGUUGACGAGGGAGUUCGCAAAAUUUUGACGAUCUUGAGUACAUGUGGCAUACCUCGUGAGCAAAUUGGCAUCAAGGAGCAAUUACGUUACUCAGACCGUUUCAGUUUCCAGAAGCCUCUGUAG
Molecule: messenger RNA, 1245 nt
Organism: Triticum turgidum subsp. durum (durum wheat)
Lineage: Eukaryota; Viridiplantae; Streptophyta; Magnoliopsida; Poales; Poaceae
Source: the annotation of a GenBank genome assembly